CCCAGAAGGCGAGACUGAAAACAUCUCCUGCUGCUGGAUGGGAAAAGCUCAAGGAGUCGGCGUCAAAUGGCUGAAAGAUCAAACAUUAAUAAAAUACGAGAAUGUCGUCAAUCAGUCUACAGUCUCUCAGAGCGAUCAGGCAAAUACCUGUUCGGUUUUGACUUUCUCAAAAAUCAAAAGCAGAGAUUCAGGAAGAUACGUCUGCAAGGUUUCUGUGGAGUUCCCAAAUUUAACUGAAAUUGAAGGAAAUGGGACAAUAAUUACAGUUACAGCCAGAGAGACCUCAACUAACAAUGCAGAAGCUGGUGUUUCUUCAAAUACUCUUGUUGUUUCUCAGAGUCCUGAUAUUUCAGUCCUAGAAAGACAGACUGGAAGAAUUUCCUGCUGCUGGACAGUAAAGGCUCAACGAGUGGGUGUCAAAUGGAUCAAAAACCAAACAAUGAUAGAGCAAAGGAUCGUCAUUAAUGAGCCCGAAGUCUCUCAGAAUGAGCGGCCGCAUGUCUGUUCCGUUCUGAUCUUAACAAACUUAACAAGCAGAGAUUCGGGGAGAUACAUCUGCAAGGUGUCUGUAGAGCUACCCAUUUUAACGGAAGUUGAAGGAAAUGGCACAACCAUCACAGUUAAAGCCAGACAUCACCAUAGUUUAGCCGAAACUCUUGUUGUCACUCAGAGUCCUGAUGUUUUAGUCCAAGAAGGAGAGAAUGGAAGAAUUUCCUGCUGCUGGACGGGAAAGGCUCAACGAGUGGGUGUCAAAUGGAUGAAAAACCAAACACUGAUAGAGCAAAGGACCGUCAUUGGAAUCUCCCAGAAUGAGCGGACGCAUGCCUGUUCUUUUCUGAUCUUAAGAAAUUUUACAAGCAGAGAUUCAGGGAGAUACACCUGCAAGGUGUCUGUAGAGGUACCCAUUCUAACUGAGGUUGAAGGAAAUGGCACAACCAUCAUAGUUAAAGUCAGAGAUCACCAUGGUUUCGCCAGAGAGAUUUCCGAUGUUCUCUUGAACAAAGAUGUCAUCUUUGCUCUGAGAUGCCUGCCCCUCCUGAUCCUCAUCACAGCCUUCCUCAUGUUCCACUGCUUACAGUCUAAAGCUCUGAAGGACAUUACAGAUUCAGCUGCAUAUGAGAAUGAAGCAAUACAUUAAAAAGUGGAGAGAAACACCAAGAAGAUGAGGGAACGAGAGAAACAGGAAAGCACUGAAGAAACGACGGGAUUAUAAAGGAUGCAGAUUUUGCUGUGAUGCUGUUACUAGAUAAUAUAUUUUAUUGACAACUUAGAAGAUAAACCAUGUGAAAUUAAAAUUCAGACAUAUCACUGUUGGUAGGCCUCAAUCAUGACAUCACACUGAACAGAAAUGAUCUCCUGGUGUAAAGACCAAAUGUAAUCUUACUUUUUCAAGUUUGUCUGCAUCAAACUAUGUCAUUAAAUGUUUUAUUUACUAUUUAAGUCAAUUAAAUCUUUGUUUAGAUGUCAAAAUGUAAGCAAAACGAUUGGAAAACACCAAAACAGGAUAUGGGAGACUGAGAUAACCGAGAACUGUUUAUGCUGGAUUACAGAUUGGCAAUCCAACAUAAACUGAAGGUCAUUAAAUGACCUCAUUCUGUUUUCCCAGAUCUGGU
Messenger RNA from Cyprinodon variegatus (sheepshead minnow), 1613 nucleotides. RefSeq lists its product as uncharacterized. Bases 38 to 1138 code for a protein of 366 amino acids. NCBI's taxonomy places the organism in Eukaryota, Metazoa, Chordata, Actinopteri, Cyprinodontiformes, Cyprinodontidae. The record is from RefSeq and is a predicted model, not a curated record. Gene Ontology annotation, cellular component: external side of plasma membrane; B cell receptor complex. The transcript has 5 exons. Gene Ontology annotation, biological process: B cell receptor signaling pathway; B cell differentiation.